AUGAUUAAGACACUGUAUAAUUCAAUGAAAGUGAAAGAAAUAAGAGUCGUUAUAGUAUAUGGACGAUUGCCCCAUGCAUUUGCGCAGAACUGGGAGUCGUACAUAUUCAACGACAAAGAAUAUUUAAUACAAAAUUUGCCCGUUACCUGGGAAAACGCGAAGAUCUUGUGCCGAGGUCACCAUAAUGGAAACUUAGCGACAUUGGAUACGCGCGAAAAAUCUGAAUUCUUGGCAGAGGCUCUAUCGGAAUCGCAAUUAGAAAUAGAAUCUGUUUGGGUUGGUGCAAGAAGAGACUCUAGCGACGAUCCUGAAGGAUAUCGAUGGAAUCAAGGUGUGGAACUAAGACGAACUGCUGCAGAUAUUCUAUCAAGUGAAAAGGACGAAUAUGCUGCUAAACAUUACCCCUUUUGGCUGAAUAGAACGCACGUGCCUGUUCCUGAGGGCGGUGCCGACUGCGUAGCUUUGGAGAGAGUUCAGCACGACAAGCCGGUGUUCUUGGACUUACCUUGUCUAAUUGAAAGGCCGUUCGUUUGUGAGCGAGAUGCUCGUAUUGAAGUAGCGGUGCAGGAACUGAGGACGGUCCGCUGCAGGACGGGUUUGUAUCAUGUUUAUGAUGGGCGCCUGAACUGGCAUCAGGCUGCAGCUUACUGUGUGAUGAACAAGAUGACUUUAGCGAACAUUGGAACCAUGAGAUGCUUGAGGAAAUUAGGACUCACCAUGCUAAAAUCUAGACCAAGCAUUGAGAGCGCUUGGGUGGGUGCAAAAGGUUCGCUCGGGCACUGGACAUGGAUCGACUCCGGCUUAAGCAUCUUUCAAACAACUUCGUACACAGAUGUUCAACCGGAAAUGUGGCCACCAAUGAGAGACCGGUCUACAGUGAAGCAGAGCGGUUGCCUUCAACUGGAUAGACAUACAACUCGAACACCCGUGUUCUUAGAAGGCCGUUGUGAAAGAAAGAUGCAAUUUAUUUGCUAUCGAGGUGUAGUCGGUAUGAGGCGAUCCGAAGCGAUACCAAGCGACGAUAAUUAUUACUACAUCUUAGUCCGCCAGCAGUACUAUUGGCAGCACGCUUAUGAAAAUUGCUUAAAAAUGAAUGGAACUCUCGCCAGUAUUGACAACCAUGAAAUUUUGGUACAGUUGCUGCUUGUUAUGGGUGAAAAUAAAGACGAACCUGUUGAACACAUUUGGAUCUCUGGUCGUCUUAAUGUUACAAAGGACGUUAAUUCCGAGUUAGUGACGUACGCCUGGUAUAAUCCGAUGAACAAGAAAAAAAUUCCCGACCCAAAAAGUGACAGUGAAUCGAUAUAUGGAUUGUAUAUGCCGCCUUGGUUAGACGAAGAGUUUACAAUGGAUAACCCCUGUUUGAAUCUCGACAGGCAAGAUCAUUUGAACGGUCUUGUGUAUGGAAUGUCUUGUGAUACUCCUCAGUACUCCAUUUGCAUGAUUGAAAAGUCUACUUCAAAGCCCACAUCGAUGGAAAGUUUAGUUGAAGGAAGUGACACAACAUAA
Messenger RNA from Parnassius apollo (apollo), 1509 nucleotides. The record is from the annotation of a GenBank genome assembly. NCBI's taxonomy places the organism in Eukaryota, Metazoa, Arthropoda, Insecta, Lepidoptera, Papilionidae.